Molecule: messenger RNA, 2052 nt
Organism: Nematostella vectensis (starlet sea anemone)
Lineage: Eukaryota; Metazoa; Cnidaria; Anthozoa; Actiniaria; Edwardsiidae
Product: octopamine receptor beta-3R
Exons: 1
Coding region: 427-1431 (334 amino acids)
Biological process (GO): chemical synaptic transmission; G protein-coupled receptor signaling pathway, coupled to cyclic nucleotide second messenger
Cellular component (GO): membrane; dendrite
Molecular function (GO): G protein-coupled serotonin receptor activity; neurotransmitter receptor activity
Source: RefSeq, a predicted model, not a curated record
GCGAGAUUUGAAAACAUCUAGAAGAGGAUUUUUCUCUUCUUUCCACAAGACUAAAAUUUUGACUAAAUAGUAUCAAUUACACUCGGCAAUCUAAGGCAAUAGUCCCCCCCGAGGGACCAUGGGAAUUUUAUAUAAAAUUCAACAAGGUCUAAAAGCUGGGUGAUGUGUGUUUGCCUCCCUGUCAGAUCUGGAUCAACGUUAUAGCCAUAAUGAGUCGUACUAUCUACCGGAAUCAAUAGAAAGAAGUGCCAUUUUAAGCGACAGGUCUUGACGCUUUACUUCGCAUAUCAAUUGUUAGAAGUUCACGCAUAGGGUGUUCACAUUUGUUACCACGAGAAAAGAAAUCAAGCGAAGGGCGGCAAGAUCAAGCCACUCGGAAAUAUCGCGUUUUACUAGUUUACUGUGUUUUCUGUUCUGAGAAUAACAAUGUCUGAAGUAUUAGUUACAAAUAGCAGCCUGCUCAAUACAACCACUGGAAGUGAUCAGGGACAGUUUAGCGGUGUGGGAAUUCGACUGCAAGACCUUCCGUUCCUCGUCUUCUGUCUUUUGCUAGCCUUAGUGAUCAUAUGUGGGAACAGUCUUGUCAUGGUCGCUUACCGUGCAAACUCAAGACUUCGUACCAAAGCGAAUUUAUUCCUGGUGAGCUUGGCUGUUUCAGAUUGUCUUGUCGGCGUUGCUGCGCUGCCCUUGUGGAUUUUAAUCAAUGUUCUUCGCAUCCCCUCUUCAAGUGCCUUUCACAUUCUCUUUAUAUCAUUCGAUAUUUUUAGCGCUCUUACAUCGGUGUUCCAUCUGACUGCAAUUAGCGUGGAGCGUUUCGUAGCGGUCUCAAGACCUUUGCACUACGCCUCGUUGUCAUUCCGCUACUACAAGCUCACAAUUAUCAUAGCCUGGCUUUCCUCCGCUCUCAUCGCAGCCCUAUACCGAAUUGCUCAGAUAUCAAACUAUAUGAGCCACUACGUACCCUUCCUCCUAUGCAUGGGAUUCCUAGGGCCACUAUUCAUCAUAGCGUCAAUGUACUGUAAGAUUUUUAAUAUCGCUAGAAUGCUAAUUCUUAAAGACCCUGGUGAAGAGAUAGCACUGGCACGAGCACAGUGCAGGCAGAGCGCGAAGUCUGUCUUGAGAAGGGAGCGCAAGGUAGCUGUCACUGUGUCUAUCAUUACUGGACUCUUCUUCUGUGCGUGGCUACCAUUUUGGACCGUGCUCAUGAUCUCGUUCUAUUGCGGGCCAGGGUGCUUUUAUAGUAAUGCUGCUAUGAUGGGAACAAUAGCCUUCAGUAAGUGGAUGCAUUAUGGGAAUAGCGCAGUCAACGCUUUUGUGUACGCGUUUCGCGAUCGGGAAAUGAGAAGGACUUUCGCUAGGAUUCUAGGAAAAAGAUGCGGUAACCGAUGCUUCCAAGAAAAUGUCGAUGAAAUUCCUUCUACUUAUCUUUGAUGCAUGUAAAGUCAGGCACAAGUAGUACGAGAGGCGCAUGAGAAGUUACAUAGUGAUAUUGGUCUGAAUGCUGUUAAUGGAAGAGAGUAAAUAAAAGUUCUAUGUGAACUUACACGACAAGGCCUUGUGCAAAUACCGGUCGUUUGAAAUAUAUGACCUGACUCUCUGCAGCCAAUGUCUGGUCCAGCAUUAAUAAACAUUACUGCUUAAUCUGAUAAAAAGCGCUCUUAAAUCAAUCCAAAAAUGUAAUUAAAUAGUCAAAUUAAAUAACAAAACAUGCCUUCUACAAUGGUGUUUCGAUCUCUGUACAUUUGCUGCGGUUUCGGGUAGAAUAAUUUUGACUUAAAUUGACCAAAACGCGAUGACAACAGCUUUGGGUAAUGGAAGAGAAAUUACUGCACAAAUUAUAAAAACGAAAAGAGGUGAAUGCAUUAUUUCGCUUAUCACUACACAAUAAACAAUCCCUCAUUUUCUCUUUGUUUUUAGUCUUUUAGAGAAACAAUUUUACUCCAACGUCCCAGUGUGGCCUCGUAAGAAUAAUAGGAUAGCUAAUGAUAAAACGGCGGUGGGAGCCGAUAUAUGUAUGUUUUACCAAAUAAUAAAAUUAUUAUCAUUUUUGCC